CUGUCUCUCGCUGGCUGGGCGGUGGGGAGGGAAGGAAAGGAAAGGAAAGGGGGGGGCGCUCGGCCCUGCGCACUGAGGGAUGUUUGUCCGCCAUCGCGGCGGAGGAGGAGGGUGAAGGAAGCGCCGCCGCCGGAGCGAGGGGCCUGCGCCGCCGCCUCGCCCCUCGCCGCCGCCUCCCCCGCCGCUCCCCCUCCCCCCAUUCCUCGGCGCGGCCCGACUCGGCUGGGCCUUCCCGCCCUCCGCGCAGCCCCGGGGGCCGCAGCCUGGAGUGAAGGUCGCCAGCGGCCUCCGCUGUCCGGCCCCCGGCCCCCCUCCCUUGGUCUGCCGUCCCGUCGCGCAUUCCCCGGCGCCCCUCCGGACGGGAGGAGCCGCCGCCCCCGCCGGGCCCGAAGAUGUCGAACCUGAGCAAGGGGACGGGCAGCCGGAAGGACACCAAGAUGCGGAUCCGAGCCUUCCCCAUGACUAUGGAUGAGAAAUAUGUGAACAGCAUUUGGGAUCUUCUGAAGAAUGCAAUCCAGGAGAUACAGCGGAAGAACAACAGUGGCCUCAGCUUUGAGGAGCUGUACAGGAACGCAUAUACGAUGGUAUUGCAUAAACAUGGCGAGAAACUCUACACUGGACUAAGAGAAGUGGUCACUGAGCAUCUAAUAAACAAGGUGCGAGAUGAUGUGUUAAACUCCUUGAAUAACAACUUCCUACAAACAUUAAAUCAAGCGUGGAAUGAUCAUCAGACAGCAAUGGUGAUGAUUAGAGAUAUUCUGAUGUAUAUGGAUCGUGUGUAUGUGCAGCAGAAUAAUGUGGAGAACGUCUACAACUUGGGCCUGAUUAUUUUCCGCGACCAAGUUGUCCGCUACGGCUGUAUCAGGGAUCACCUGCGGCAGACUCUGCUGGAUAUGAUUGCGAGAGAAAGGAAAGGAGAAGUUGUAGACAGAGGCGCAAUAAGAAAUGCUUGCCAGAUGUUAAUGAUUCUAGGUCUUGAAGGAAGAUCAGUCUAUGAGGAGGACUUUGAGGCUCCGUUUUUGGAGAUGUCUGCAGAAUUUUUUCAGAUGGAAAGUCAGAAAUUUUUAGCUGAAAACAGUGCUUCUGUAUAUAUAAAGAAAGUAGAAGCUAGAAUUAAUGAAGAAAUAGAACGGGUGAUGCACUGUCUGGAUAAAUCAACCGAAGAACCAAUUGUGAAAGUGGUUGAGAGGGAGCUUAUUUCCAAGCAUAUGAAAACUAUAGUGGAAAUGGAGAACUCUGGGCUAGUUCAUAUGCUGAAAAAUGGGAAGACAGAAGACCUUGCCUGCAUGUACAAGUUGUUCAGCCGUGUGCCAAAUGGUCUGAAGACAAUGUGUGAGUGCAUGAGCUCGUACCUGAGAGAGCAAGGCAAAGCACUAGUUUCUGAAGAAGGAGAAGGAAAGAACCCAGUUGACUACAUUCAGGGUUUACUGGAUUUGAAGAGCAGGUUCGACCGCUUCCUGCAAGAAUCCUUCAAUAACGAUCGACUCUUCAAGCAGACUAUUGCGGGCGACUUCGAGUACUUCCUAAACCUCAACUCUAGGUCUCCAGAGUACCUCUCAUUAUUUAUUGAUGAUAAGCUCAAAAAGGGAGUCAAGGGACUAACAGAGCAAGAAGUAGAAACUAUCCUGGAUAAGGCAAUGGUUUUAUUUAGGUUUAUGCAAGAGAAAGAUGUUUUUGAACGCUAUUACAAGCAGCACUUGGCAAGAAGGCUUCUCACAAACAAGAGUGUUUCAGAUGACUCUGAGAAAAAUAUGAUAUCUAAAUUAAAGACUGAAUGUGGAUGUCAGUUUACAUCUAAACUGGAAGGAAUGUUCAGGGACAUGAGCAUCUCAAACACAACGAUGGACGAGUUCAGGCAGCAUCUUCAGGCAACUGGGGUCUCAUUAGGUGGUGUUGAUCUCACAGUGCGGGUCCUCACAACAGGUUAUUGGCCUACUCAGUCAGCCACACCAAAGUGCAACAUCCCUCCAGCCCCCCGGCAUGCUUUUGAAAUAUUUAGAAGGUUUUAUUUAGCCAAACACAGCGGGCGACAGCUGACACUCCAGCACCAUAUGGGUUCUGCAGAUCUCAACGCCACGUUCUACGGGCCUGUUAAAAAGGAAGAUGGCUCAGAGGUUGGCGUAGGAGGCGCCCAAGUGACCGGCUCAAACACGCGGAAGCACAUAUUGCAAGUCUCCACCUUCCAGAUGACGAUAUUAAUGCUCUUUAACAACAGAGAAAAAUACACAUUUGAGGAAAUCCAACAAGAAACUGAUAUCCCUGAAAGAGAGCUGGUUCGAGCCCUGCAGUCCUUGGCGUGCGGCAAACCGACGCAACGUGUCCUCACAAAGGAGCCUAAAUCAAAAGAAAUAGAGAAUGGUCACAUAUUUACAGUGAAUGAUCAGUUCACCUCCAAACUACACAGAGUCAAGAUUCAGACAGUUGCUGCCAAACAAGGAGAAUCUGAUCCAGAAAGGAAAGAAACAAGGCAGAAAGUAGAUGAUGACAGGAAACAUGAGAUAGAAGCUGCUAUAGUUCGGAUAAUGAAAUCUAGGAAGAAGAUGCAACACAAUGUGCUAGUAGCAGAGGUAACUCAGCAGCUGAAGGCUCGAUUCUUACCAAGUCCAGUUGUUAUCAAAAAACGUAUUGAAGGACUUAUUGAGAGAGAGUAUUUGGCGCGAACGCCCGAGGAUCGCAAAGUGUACACUUACGUAGCGUAAAGCGCGUUCGGAAGGUUGGGUUUGCCCUUGGACUGUACUCUUCGCAUGAACUGGGAAGUUCUUUUAAAUCAUUAAUAUUAAGACGACCAUCUCUUCUAUUAAAUUACAUGUUCUAGACCGUUCAGAUCAAGCCUUUUACUCCUUUGGAGAGUUUUCAACAUCAAAUUGAUUGAGCUUCAGGCUUUCCAACGUUACCCCUGUUAGACGUCAUCCUUACAAUCCUUUGGGGCGGGGCGGGGGGGGAGAAAAAAAACCCAAUGUGAAUGUGCCGCGUUUGUUUUCGAUACUGUAUGAAAACAGGAAGAGAAAUAAAAGAUGAGAUUUAGAAAACACAGCUCAUUGAAAGCAAAACAAAACAUACAGACAAAAUAUACCCCACGCAAAUAAAAUGGUUGGAAUUUCAUUUCCCCAGGUCUUCAGUGUCGCUGUAACCGUGUGUCCGUAGUGUCGCUUAGCGCUUCGCGCGGUGUACGAGUUGGGUUUGAAAAGAAGCCACAACUGGUAAAGCAAAAACCCCCUUUUCUUUUGCCCUGCUUCAGAUCUUUCUUUUAACUAUGUUUAAUUUAAAUGUUUGGCAAAUUUUGGGUUGGGUUUUGGUUGGUUUUUUGUUUUUUGAAGACCCAAGAAGACAACUCGAGCAUGUUUCACCCUUCCCGGCUGCACUCAACUCUUCCACGCCAACGUGAAUCGGAAACUUCUGGGGGCUCAAAAAAUAGGAGAAGAAGAAAGACCAUAAAUAAUUUUGGCUUUCCCUCUGUAAUUUGAGUUCUUCAAAAUUAAAACUCUAUCUUGAUUAGGUUUGUUCUGGUUUCUUCAUAGGAAAACAGGAGAAGAUUUUAGUGUGUAUAAACUGUAUAAUAAUUUUUGCUGUUGUACUCACUGCUGAUGGUGGAUUGUACAGGGCGAUGUUUUUAUUUCACUCAAUGUAGACAAAAAUAAAUUUAAAAUAAAUGGAUUUAGUGUACACAA
Molecule: messenger RNA, 3668 nt
Organism: Pogoniulus pusillus (Red-fronted tinkerbird)
Lineage: Eukaryota; Metazoa; Chordata; Aves; Piciformes; Lybiidae
Gene: CUL3
Product: cullin 3
Exons: 16
Coding region: 393-2699 (768 amino acids)
Biological process (GO): protein ubiquitination; ubiquitin-dependent protein catabolic process
Cellular component (GO): Cul3-RING ubiquitin ligase complex
Molecular function (GO): ubiquitin protein ligase binding
Source: RefSeq, a predicted model, not a curated record